AUGGGAAAUAAUAUAUCAAUCUUUACUGACAUUGCAGCCAUUGGAAGCUAUGUAAGUGAACUAGGUGAUGUUUAUUAUGAAAAGAGCAUUGGGAGUGCAAGAUUUAUGAAGACAUUACGUGGAAGGCAUAAAGACGGACACGUUGUCAUUAAAUUAUAUAUUAAACCUGAGUCUGGUAUGAAUCUUUCUAAGCAAGUGAAACAAAUAAAAGAGGAAUCUAAAACAUUGACCAAUGUACCAAAUGCAUUCUAUUUUCAACGAGUUUUGGAAACAGAUCGAGCCACUUAUCUUGUACGUCAGUAUCUUUAUAGUAGCUUGUAUGAUAGAAUAAGUAUUCGACCUUUUCUUACGAUUAUUGAAAAGAAAUGGAUUGCAUAUCAAUUAUUAAGAGGCAUCGAAGAUUCGCAUGCUAAUAAAGUGUAUCAUGGUGAUAUUAAGACAGAAAAUGUGCUUGUAACUACUUGGAAUUGGGUUUAUUUAGUAGAUUAUGCAUUUUAUAAACCAACUUAUUUGCCCGAAAAUAACCCUGCGGAUUUUUCAUUUUUCUUUGAUACAUCUUACAGAAGAACAUGCUACAUCGCUCCUGAACGAUUUUAUAAGUCUGGAACUGAAAUAGAUCAAAGAAUGAAAUUAAUGCCUGAAAAUAGUUUUAAAAGUGAAAUAACACCAGAAAUGGAUAUAUUCUCGGCUGGUUGUGUCAUUGCAGAAUUGUUUUUAGAGGGUACUCCUCUAUUUACUUUAUCUCAGUUAUUUAAAUACAGAAAUAAUGAAUAUAAUCCAGAUAUAAGUUUAGAACAAAUUGAGGAUAAACAUAUUAGAGAUAUGGUCAGACAUAUGAUUCAAGUGGAUCCUUUAAAACGAUUAUCAGCUACAGAAUAUCUUUCAAAAUGGCAUGGAACAGCGUUUCCGCAUUAUUUUUAUUCGUUUCUAUACCCUUAUAUGUCUUCAUUAAACCAAAAACAAAAACAUAAACAACCUUCCCAACAAAUAGAUUCUGCUAUUAUGUCGGCUUUAUCUUCUGCUUAUCCAAGCAUUAAUAGGAGUCAAAAAUUAACUGAUGCGGAUGAAAAAAUUGAACGUGUGUUUCAUGAUUUUCAAAAAAUCAUGCAUUUUGUUUCCUGUCCGAAGAAACUGUCAUCUAACAAAAUUACUACCGCGUCUAUUUUAUUACCACCUACUUCAAAUAUACCAACAUUCUGUCCAGUCAAUGAUAAUUCAGAAAAAACAUCGAUUAUAUGUAAACCAGAAGGCAAAAACACAUUAUAUCCCAGUUCAAAAUUAAAAGUUUUGGAUAUUUUAUUAACUCUUAGCGAACGACUUCCAGAUGACGCUAAAUUAGAUCGUUUGGUUCCCUAUCUUAUUAUUUUACUAUCUGAUGAGGUAGCGCUUGUAAGAGCAAAUGCUAUCAAAGUUUUAACUCAUGUGCUUUGUACAGUAGAAUCAAUAUCGCCUAUUAAUGCGCAUAUUUUUCCAGAAUAUAUUAUACCCAACAUACGUCCAUUUUCAACUGAUCCUGAUGUACUUGUUCGAUUAACAUAUGCUAGUUGUAUUGCAUCACUAGCAGAGACUGCUCUAAGGUUUUUAGAAAUGACACAGUUAUUAAAAGCGGAUAACAUUUACUCAAUUCAAGACAUGGGCUCAGAAGAUCUUGAUUUUGAGUCUGCCUAUGAUUCAUCUUUGCAAGACUUACAAGCAGUCAUUCAAGAGCAAGCAACCAUUUUAUUGAUUGAUCCGGAAAGCUCAGUAAAGCGCGCCUUAUUAGCCAACAUAACGUGUUUAUGUGUCUUUUUUGGACGACAAAAGGCAAACGAUGUACUUUUGAGCCAUAUGAUCACUUAUUUAAAUGAUAAAGACUGGAUGUUACGAAGUGCAUUCUUUGAGAGCAUUAAAGGUGUAGGUACAUUUGUCGGUGCUCGAAGCCUAGAAGAAUAUAUUUUACCUUUGAUGAUCCAAGCCUUAACAGAUGCAGAAGAAUUUGUCGUUGAAAAAGUAUUAAACUCAUUUACCAGUUUAGCUGAUCUUGGACUAUUUCAAAAAAUGAAGCUAUGGGAAUUAAUUGACAUCAUUUGUCCCUUGAUCUGUCAUCCUAACGGUUGGAUUCGACAUGGUGCAGUAGGAUUUAUUUCUUCAGCUAUCAAACAUUUACCAAAGACGGAUCUCUGGUGUAUUGUCUAUCCAACCCUAAGAUCAUUUUUGAGAUCAGAUAUAGCCGAUUUUGAUGAAGAGAGUUUGUUUGGAAGUAUCGAGACACCACUUUCUCGACAAGUAUAUGAACAAGCCAUUCUAUGGGCCUCAAAGGCUACAUCGCAAUCCAAUUUUUGGAAACAAAGUAGUCAAUUAUCAUCUUUAACUUCUUCUAAAGAGGAUGAUCUAUUUUUGGAGCGUUUAAGAAGCUUUGGUAUGUCCAUCGAAGAUGAAGAAAAAUUACGGUCAAUGCGAAAGUACAUUUAUAAAGUGUCCAAGACGAGUCGGUUAAAGAAUGAAGAUCAAAGUCUAAAUAGAGGAGAGAUUUUGUUGAAAAGUUUGAAUAUGACACCAAUGACAGUCUUUCUACCCGAUUUAUCACAAAAAUUACGAGUAAAAAGAGUAUAUAGUGAAUCAAGUAAACAGCCAAUGAGUAUACAACGAGAAGAGGAUAUAUGCAAAUUGAACCGUAUUGCCAGUCAACCUCAUAUUCAAGCUAUGUCAUCAUCAAUUCCUAUUCAACAUAAUUCACCUACACCUAGUCCUUCUGACUAUCAUUUUGGGUCGAGUUUACCUAAAAGUCUUGAAAGAUCAAAAAGUAUGAUGCCUGACUCAGUUAAAAAUAAGAAUAAUCCUAUAAUAGAAUUAAAUGUGUUAUCUAAACAAAUCAUGGGUGAUAAUGAAAGUCUAUAUAACAUGAGUUCUACUGGCUAUGCUCAUUUACAAAAAUUGUUAUAUAGUAUUGCGAUGAAAGCAUUCCCACCUCAUAUUCCAGAAUUCUUAGGGGAUACUGCGGUCAUGAAACGAAUUAAGAAGCUAACUAAUAAUAUGACUCGAACUGUAUCCUCAUACUGGAAACCAGAAGGUACUUUAGUUGCUCAUUUCACCGAGCAUACGGCUGCUAUUAAUCAACUUGCUAUCUCAUUUGACCAUCUUUUGUUUGCAUCUUGUUCAGAUGACGGUUCAGUAAAGAUCUGGGAUUGCUCAAGACUAGAAAGAAAUGUUACAAACCGAUCUCGAGCAACUUAUAACCAGCAAGGAGGCCGCAUUAAAUGUAUUACAUUUAUUGAACAAACGUAUAGUAUUGCCUCUGCUUCAGAUAAUGGUAGUAUUCACAUAUUUCGGGUGGAUAUUCGUAAUUCAGGAAGCGCUGCUUUCAAGUUUGGAAAGUGUAUUCCAGUUCGAGAAUAUCAAUUAAAAGAUGAAUACGCCAUAUUGAUAAAGCAUUUUACGAGUAAUGCUUCUAAUAUGAUGGUUGGAUCUAAAUCAAUUCUUUUGUUUGCUACCACCAAAAGCACUAUCUAUGCCCUAGAUUUAAUGACGAUGGAAAUUAUCUGGAAGCUUCAAAAUUCGAAAAGUCAUGGCGUUAUUACAGCCAUGAUCACAGAUCCGAACAAUAUGUGGCUCUUGGUCGGUACGAUGCGAGGUAUUCUAACGUUAUAUGAUUUAAGAUUUCAAAUUCCUCUUCGAUCAUGGCUUCAUCCUACUAAAAGUCGAAUUAAUGCACUCUCCUUGGCGAAUCAUGAUAAAACGUGGGUUAGGAUUGCAUCUGGAAGAAACGAGAUAUCAGUAUGGGAUCUCAAAAGUUUGACAUGUCUUGAAGUAUUUGCUGUUAAAUCUGGAGAUGAAAAAAUGACAGGCGUACUUUUAGAUUCUUAUAAGGCACUAAAGACACCUAGUAAUCGAGAAAUAUUACUUUAUGCUUUUACAAAUAACGAAUCAAAUUUAACAGAGAAUUCGAUUAGAGCUAUUGCUCCUUCAUCAGGUUCACAUUUCAUGAUUACAGGUGGUAUGGAUCGUAAAAUUAGGUAUUGGGAUCUAUCUCAUGUUGAAAACUCAUUUACAGUCUUGGGAUUAGACAUAGAUGAGCCUAAACCAAGAUACAGCACAAAUAUUUUUGAAAAUAUGAAAUUUCAUUUUGAAUUUCAACAAACAAACAAAAAUAUGAAUUCAACACGUACAACACUAACUCAAGUAGGAAGUACUGCAGUAGUUCAACAACAGCAUUUGAUGCAGAAUCAUACAGAUGCCAUUACUGAUAUUAUCAUUACUGAAAGACCUUAUAUGAUGAUUAUUAGUGGAGACAGAGAUGGUGUUAUCAAGAUUGUAUCCUAA
Messenger RNA from Cokeromyces recurvatus, 4299 nucleotides. RefSeq lists its product as uncharacterized. The record is from RefSeq and is a predicted model, not a curated record. NCBI's taxonomy places the organism in Eukaryota, Fungi, Mucoromycota, Mucoromycetes, Mucorales, Mucoraceae. Gene Ontology annotation, molecular function: protein binding; protein serine/threonine kinase activity; ATP binding. Gene Ontology annotation, biological process: protein targeting to vacuole; macroautophagy; protein phosphorylation. The coding region runs from base 1 to 4299 and encodes 1432 amino acids. Gene Ontology annotation, cellular component: phosphatidylinositol 3-kinase complex, class III, type I; phosphatidylinositol 3-kinase complex, class III, type II; late endosome. The transcript has 16 exons.